This is a messenger RNA of Micromonas commoda, 6567 nucleotides long. RefSeq names its product acetyl-coa carboxylase. Gene Ontology annotation, biological process: fatty acid biosynthetic process. The transcript is spliced from 3 exons. Gene Ontology annotation, molecular function: ATP binding; acetyl-CoA carboxylase activity; metal ion binding. Bases 1 to 6420 code for a protein of 2139 amino acids. NCBI's taxonomy places the organism in Eukaryota, Viridiplantae, Chlorophyta, Mamiellophyceae, Mamiellales, Mamiellaceae. The record is from RefSeq and is a predicted model, not a curated record.
AUGCAAGCGCUGAGCGCUGCUGCCUCGCGAAGCGCGUUCGCUCCGCGAACGUCUACUUCCACGAAAACUAGGCGAAAACAGGUCUUCUUCGCAAGAGGGAAAACAUCAAGUGCUCCUCUCUCGCCCUCAUUCAAUGCUUUCAUUCCGGCACCUGGCAAUCAGACAGUUUACCGAGUGUUUCACAAAUCAAAGCCACUUCAUACCGAUAUUUGUACACGUGCGGCGAUAUCUGCCCCUGCGGAUACGAGUGCAGAUGCGACUUCCACUGAAUCCCUGGCCCGCUAUGUCGCUGCCCAUGGAGGCAAGCGGGUUAUUCGGAAAGUUCUUAUAGCAAAUAAUGGGAUGGCUGCUACCAAAGCGAUAAUUUCCAUGCGUCGAUGGGCAUAUAAUGAAAUCGGCGAUGAAAAUGCUAUCGAAUUCCUGGUCAUGGCGACGCCAGAAGAUCUGAAGGCUAAUGCUGAGUUUAUUCGGUUUGCCGACGAUUUUGUAGAGGUGCCAGGUGGAUCCAACAAGAACAACUAUGCAAAUGUUGAUCUGAUAGUGGACAUAGCUGAGCGCGAGGGUAUUGAUGCUGUUUGGCCUGGUUGGGGGCACGCAUCCGAAAACCCCAAGCUCCCAACUGCACUGAAAGAACGCGGCAUCCAGUUUAUCGGUCCCACCGCACCUGUGAUGUCAGUUCUCGGCGACAAAAUUGCUGCAAACAUUCUUGCGCAAACAGCCAAGGUGCCUUCCAUCCCAUGGUCUGGAGACGGUCUCGAGGCUGAUCUCACUGAGGAGGGCACAAUACCCGUAGACAUCUUCAACAAAGCUAUGGUUACAACGAUUGAUGAGUGUCUCGAAUCUGCGAAUCGAAUUGGCUAUCCCGUCAUGCUGAAAGCAUCUGAAGGUGGUGGAGGUAAGGGCAUCCGCAUGAGUGCCAACGACGACGAACUGCGCGUAAAUUUUGAAAUGGUCAAAGCAGAGGUGCCGGGAUCGCCUAUGUUCAUGAUGCAGCUUUGCACUCAAGCAAGGCACCUCGAGGUCCAAAUCGUCGGUGAUGAAUAUGGAAACGCAGUUGCUCUCAACGGCCGUGACUGCUCCACACAGCGCCGCUUUCAGAAGAUAUUCGAGGAAGGGCCGCCAUCCAUAGCUGAUCCGCAAGUAUUCCGUGAAAUGGAAAAAGCCGCGCAACGUCUUACGCGCAACAUAGGAUAUAUCGGCGCUGGCACUGUAGAGUAUCUGUACAAUGCUGAGACGCAUGACUAUUUUUUCCUUGAGCUUAACCCACGCCUCCAGGUGGAGCACCCUGUCACUGAAGGAAUCACUGGGGUCAACCUCCCGGCAACUCAGCUACAAGUUGCAAUGGGGAUUCCGUUGAAUCGGAUUCCAGACAUAAGAAAGUUUUACGGUCUGAAACCAGAUGCAGACACGCCCAUCGAUUUCAUGGAAGAAGACUACGUUCUGCCUGACUGUCACUUGAUCGCUGCUCGAAUCACAGCUGAAAACCCCGAUGAGGGGUUUAAACCCACUUCAGGAGGCAUUGAACGCGUCUCAUUUCAGUCCACGCCAAGCGUUUGGGGAUAUUUUUCCGUUGGUGCCAACGGUGGUGUACAUGAAUUCGCGGAUUCACAAUUUGGUCACAUUUUUGCCGUUGGCGUGACUCGUGAAGAUGCUCGCAAAUCCCUCGUGCUUGCUCUUAAAGGUAUGGUAGUCCGAGGAGAGAUUCGCACAGCUGUCGAGUACCUCGUGCAGCUGCUCGAAACCGAUGACUUCAAGGCAAAUGCAAUCGACACGAGCUGGCUCGACGGCAUUAUCAAAGCAAAGUCCAUCGCCAUGAAGGAGGAUCCUCACACGAUCGUGGCAUCUGCUGUGAUUUAUCGAGCCUUUCAGAUGGUAAAAUCAGAAGAAGCAGCCUUCAAGGAAUUCUGGCAAAAAGGCCAGACCGCAACACAAGGGAUUGCUAGACUCACACAAUUUCCUAUGGACAUCACUUAUCAGGAAGUGAAGUACUCCUUCAUGGUCCAACGACGGGGUCCUGACUCUCUUGUCCUUUCUCUUCGAGGAGAGGAUUUGAUCAACGCGCGCAUACGCGAGCGCUCGGACGGCGUACUUCUUGGAAUCUGGGGAGGUCAGACCCAUGAGAUUGAUGGACUCGAAGAGCCUCUUGGGCUGCGUAUGGUGUUGGACGGUCAAACGUGGUUAUUGCCCAAUCAAUUCGAUCCAUCAGAGCUUCGGACUGAUGUCACGGGCAAACUGAUUCGUUUUUUGCAGGAUGACGGGUGUGAGGUGAUCGCCGGAAAACCCUAUGCUGAAGUAGAAGCAAUGAAGAUGGUGAUGCCUUUGAUCGCAACAGAAAGCGGGACAAUAUCUCACGCCAAAUCUGGAGGUGCUGUAAUUGAGGCCGGAGAUCUACUCGGAACUCUCCAGUUGAAGGACCCAAACAAGGUUAAAAAGAUCUCUCCUUUCGGAGGAAAGUUUCGGAUCAGCUCAGAUGAAGGGUCGGAUGCACCAUCUCCAUCUGAGGCUCUUGAAGAUGCGAUCACAGCCACAAAUCUUGUUCUCGAUGGUUAUGUGUUACCUGUUGACGAAACUGUGAAUAACCUCCUUGAAAGGCUUUGUGAUCCCACGCUUCCUGAUGUAGAUGGUGGUCGCUGGCAGCGAGCAUGCUCAGUUCUGAAUGGAAUUGUUGACCGUUACCUCGCAGUGGAGUGUAUUUUUGCUGGAAAGAAGGUGGACGCCGUGAUGCGCGACCAGAUACGGAUUAAUGCUGGGGAGCUUGAUAAUCUUCUGAAGAUUGUUCUCGCUCAUGCUCGGAUCAAUCAAAGAACGCAGAUGGUCAUCAGCCUUUUAAAACAGGCACCAACUUUACCGCAGCGUAUCAUGGGCGGUCCAAUCGGCUGGGCAGAUGACCAUGCGCCUAUAUCUGAUGAAUUUCGAGCAUCUAUUGAGCGACUUUCCAAUCUUCGAGGAACUGAUUAUGGCGAACUUGCUCUCACGGCCUCGAAUAUUUUGCUGGAAAAGCGGUUACCUUCGAUUGACAAACGCCUAUCUGAGCUCAAAAGUAUUCUGUCAGGCGGAGUUGGCUUGGACCGCGCAUGGGGAACAGCUGAGGCAGGAGACCUCAAGAGUCUGAUAGAAUCUCCCACGCUUGCCGUCGAUCUAUUGCCCUCAUUGUUUGUUGAUUCUGAUGCCGACGUCGCUGAUGCAGCUCUUGAAGUGUAUACGAAACGUGUAUACCGUGCACACAAUGUUAUUUCCACUGAUAUUGUUCGCGUCGAUGGCUUGGACUCGAUGAAUUUUAAGUUUCAGUUCAACACCUACCCUGAAGAAUCUCCACUCCGUUUCGGUGUAAUGGUCGUCACUUCAACUCUUGAGACCGCCAAAUUGCAGAUGGUCGCCAUCCUUGACCGACUCGCCGAUCACAUCGGUGAUGCAUCCAAGGACACUCCAAUUCAUGUCCUGCAUAUAGCUCUCAGUAAUCAAGCGGAUGAUGGAUCACUUGCGGAUCGUUGUGCCGCCGUUCUGAGCGAAUUUCGUGGACGGAUGGCUGAACUCGGCGUAAAGUUCGUUAACGUCAUCAGUUAUGUUCCCCCGAACCUUCCGCACUACUACACAUUCACGGCAGCGAGCGGUUAUCAGGAAGAUCCACUCUACCGUGGCGAGCGACCCACUGUAGCACAUCUACUGGAACUCGCCCGCCUUGAGAACUACAACCUGACGCGACUCCCAACAGUGAAUAGAGAUCUUCACGUUUAUGUGGGGGAAUCUAAACAAGGAUUUGGGAAGCGAGGACUUCAAAAGCAUAUGCUGCUCCGCAGAAUCAGUCAUUCCCGCGAUGCAGCAGACGGCGGCAUUGAACGUGUCCUUGGAAAAGCCGUUGAAGCCCUUGACCUCGCCAGCCUCGAUCCCCGUACGAAGGGGACCAGCUCUGGAAGAAUUUAUAUCAACUUUCUUCCUUUACAAACGAGCAGCCCUUUCGAUGCAUGCGUGAGUGCAUUGAAAACGAAAGUCUUAGAAUUUAUCAGCCGAAAUUCAACGGAGCUCCUGGCACAACAGGUCGACGAAAUCGAAAUUCGAUUCCGCAUUGCUGAGAACCCAGGAUCUCCGGUGCAGGUCCCUGUGCGCAUUAUGGCAACGUCAAUGUCAGGUCAAUGGCUUAAGGUGGACGUAUAUCGUGAAUAUCUCGAUCCUCAAACAGGCAAGGCGACACAAUUCUGCAUGCUUGGUGCGGAUGGUGCCGAAGAGGCAUGCUUUUUGGAGCCUUACCCGAUGCCGGGUACACUGCAGCAGAAACGAUCCAUCGCUCGCGCUAUUGGAACAACAUACAUAUAUGACUUUCUCGGGCUUAUAGAAAAAGCAUUGGUUCUCGAGUGGCGCCAAUUUGUCGCCACACGUGGUGCUGGCGAUGUGCCGGUUGACAUGUUCCGCGCAGAAGAGUUGGUACUGAGCCAAGAUGAUGGAAGCUUAAGCAAGGCCGAAGCGAGCCGUAUCGCUGGCUCGAAUGAUAUUGGGAUGGUCGCAUGGCAGUGUUACAUGAAGACUCCUGAAUAUCCAGAUGGGCGUGAAAUAGUCUUGGUUGGAAACGAUUGCACAUUCAUGUCUGGAUCAUUCGGCGUCAAGGAAGAUGAUUUCUAUUUUGCUGUCUCACAAUAUGCGCGACAACGAGGCCUUCCCCGUGUUUACAUCGCAUCAAACUCAGGUGCUCGCAUCGGUCUCGUGGAAGAACUUAAGCCUUACUUCAGGGUGGCAUGGAUCGACGCCUCUAACCCAUCCCUAGGUUUUAAGUACCUAUAUUUAUCGCCAGAUGACUAUGCCGCGUUCCCCUCGGGCACUGUGAAUGCUUCUGAGGUCAUUGACGAUGGGGAAACGCGCAUGAAGCUUGAUGACAUAAUCGGACAAAUCCAUGGCAUAGGCGUUGAGAACCUCCGCGGCUCAGGAAUGAUUGCCGGGGAACAGUCUGCUGCGUAUGCAGAUGCUUUCACGUUAUCCUAUAUCACGGGGCGCUCUGUUGGAAUUGGUGCAUACCUAUGUCGACUUGGUCAAAGGAAUAUUCAAAUGACGAAUGGUCCUCUGAUCCUGACGGGAUAUCUUGCUCUUAAUAAACUUCUUGGUCGCGAGGUGUACACUUCUCAAGAUCAACUUGGUGGCCCACAGGUGAUGAUGCCAAACGGUGUGAGUCACAUGCAAGUAGAUGAUGACCAAGAGGGUGUCAGAGAAAUAUUGAGAUGGCUUUCUUAUGUCCCGAGUACUUGUUUUACGCGGUCGCCGGCACUUCCAUCAGUUGACCCAGUCACCCGAAAAAUUGAGUUCAAGCCUACUAAGACUCCUUAUGACCCUCGGCACAUGAUUUCCGGUACCGAAGCCGUCGACGGGUCUUGGGUAGGUGGCUUUUUCGACAGGGGUUCAUGGACAGAAACCAUGGCUGAAUGGGGAAAGUCAGUUGUAUGCGGCAGAGCAAGGCUCGGCGGAAUUCCCAUGGGAGUCAUUGCAGUUGAGACCCGCCUCAUGGAGCAACGCAUUCCAGCUGACCCUGCGAAUCCUGAAUCACGCGAAACUGUGCUCGCGCAGGCAGGACAGGUGUGGUUUCCAGACUCUGCUUACAAGACUGCAACCGCAAUCAGGGAUUUCAACAAUGCGGAAAACUUGCCCUUGAUAAUUUUCGCGAAUUGGCGUGGCUUUUCAGGUGGGACACGGGAUAUGUACGGUGAGAUCCUUAAGUUCGGAGCCAUGAUCGUGGACGAGCUAAGAGUAUAUCGACACCCAGUAUUCGUCUAUAUCCCGCCAAAUGGAGAGCUUCGCGGUGGCGCUUGGGUUGUGGUUGAUCCCACGAUAAACGAAGAGCGCAUGGAGAUGUAUGCAGAUGAGGAGAGUCGGGGUGGUAUUCUUGAGCCGCCUGGGAUCUGUGAAGUGAAAUUCCGUGACAAGGACCAAAAAGCUGCCAUGCAUCGUUUGGAUCCUGUGCUUCUCGAGCUUGAUCAAGAACCUGAGACAAAUCAGGCAGAAAUUGCAGCCCGCGAGGCUCAGUUGUUGCCGAUGUACACUCAAGUCGCACACGAAUUCGCUGACUUACACGACCGAAGUGGCCGUAUGUUGGCCAAAGGAGUCAUUCGAGACGUUGUCAAAUGGGAGGACGCUCGAAAAUACUUUUUUGACCGGCUUCAACGGCGACUGACGACUGACGAACUCAGCACAGAAACCAAUGCCAACCGCAUGGUUCUUGAAGAUCGACUUCUGUCCAUGACACUUCAGGCUGGUGUUGAUUGGAAUGAUGACGCAGCUGUUACAAAGUGGCUUACAGAAAACGCAGAAGUGGUCAAGGAGGAAGCAAUGUCGAUUGGUCGUGAUUCCAUAAUCGAAGAUGCCAUUCAAAACCUUAAACAGCUUGAUCAGAGUGCGUUGCUGCGUGUUUUGGAAAAAAUUUCACAAGGGAGAACCAAGUGACGAAAACGAAUGCAUUAACACCAACUUACUAGCAACCUUUUCUUAAAAUUUUCAUUGCAUCCAAUUUUUUUUUUUGUGUUCACUUAAAUAGUUGUGCACGAAGACAAAAAGAAACGAGGUGUACCAUCUAAUUAGCACAUUAUGACG